Bombus huntii is the source of this 6282-nucleotide messenger RNA. RefSeq names its product retinoid-inducible serine carboxypeptidase-like. The record is from RefSeq and is a predicted model, not a curated record. Bases 4708 to 6075 code for a protein of 455 amino acids. The transcript is spliced from 14 exons. Lineage: Eukaryota; Metazoa; Arthropoda; Insecta; Hymenoptera; Apidae. Gene Ontology annotation, molecular function: serine-type carboxypeptidase activity. Gene Ontology annotation, biological process: proteolysis.
CGAUAAACUUACGAUAUUACGAAAAACUUUUAUCAUGAAGUAGAUAAAUAAAUUCUGCAGGUUUAUUUCAAAAACCAAAGAGAAGACAAAUGUUUGACAUAUCUAGUUGCCUACAAUGAAAAAGGCGGAUUUUCUACCGACCAUUAUGUCAAAUACAAUCCAAAAUGGAUGAACCAAAGAUGUGUUGAACAUGAAAAUGGAGAAUAAUUCAAAGCACUGGAUCUCUUAUAAUCAAUAGAAUAACUAUAAUCAUCUUCAUAUACCGUGUGACUAUACAAUUAAUAUUCCUUCUGCAUAUUUCUUCUGCAUAUACAUACAAUAUCAUCAGCUACCCUUGUUCUCACCCUUAAUUCGCUUCUGAAAGAAUCGACAUUUACGCUACGAGACCGUUGUUCAAGAAAACAGAAUUCUCGUCAAUCGACACUCGUCCCUCAUUAUCGCCUUUUUUUUCGCUAUCUCAAUCGUCACAUCCUGCCUAUUAUUUCCAUUAUCUUUAUUACUUGAACUUAUCCAAACGGAACGUUUACGGUUUGACUAAUCUUUCUAAUUGCAUACUCAGCGUCGAUAUGUAAUUGAUCUUAUCAUUGAUUCCGUAUUAUCGGACACUCAAAAUGGCCAACAAGAAGGUUGUAAAACAGAUACUACAAGAUGUAUAAAAAUUAGACUCUUAAUUUCCUACAUUCUUUUUUACCACUCAGAAGUAAAAAUCAAAUAAAAAUUCUCUUUUUUGUAGAAUUGAAAAUAUACAAACACCUAUAAACGAUCAAAUAAACGCUUCAAUGAAAGAAAACUUCCAGCGCCUCUUCAAGAUAUGGGGGAAAUAUUUCUCUCUGUGUAUCGCUUUUCAAAGAACUUUCACGAUAUAGUGGGUAAUACUAGUGGUUACGCAAGCUGCCGAUUUUUUGUUCAACGUCGACAUAGAACCCGGACGAAAUUGUUUGCUUCUUCCUGAAGAGAAUCCGGAAGAGACUUAUAUAAGGAUAAUUAUUUUCAAUUUGGAAGCGAAGCCACAACCAUAAUUUGUAUAAUACGUGUACAUCCUCUUUAUUGGAGAUGAUAAAUUGGGUAAAGAUUUAAUAAAAUUAAAUAGUACGAGGUUGAUGCUUUAAAAGUAGGAGGAAAGAAUGACCAUGCUUGUUUUGUACCAUUACAAAGAAUUUUCAGAUAAUAGUAUGUACAUUAAAUGAAAAUUCAUAGAACUUAUUUAUAAAUAUUUUCAGUAAGACUAUGCGCUGCGUCAGUGCAAUUUAUCAUACCUGUCAUCUCAUAGCUGUGAGUUGAAGAAUAGAGUGGUAUUGAUGAGGUACAAGCUAAUCAUUUGCAUUCAUGAGAGAGCUCCUAUUCGACCACAACAAUGAUUGAGCGCAAAAGUAGUAUUUCAUAAAAACAUCUUAGAAGAUAUUUCUUAUGUUUCCAAUUAAAAGAAACACGCUAGUGAUAAGAAAUUUCAAGUUAACGAUCAAUCAACCCGUAUUUAAAAAUCUGAAAUCAACGAACUCUAUGAAAUCCAAUUCAAUUGUGACUAUUAUGAGAUUAAUUAUUAUCUCGUUGACAAUUCAAUCAAAUGCCAUCGAAGUGUCAAGAAGUUCGAGUGCUGCGAUAAAGAGUAUUGCUGAUUAUUUUCUCUUUAAUAGAAGCGAUCAUAACGAGCAAGAUUAACGAUAAUCGAUCGCUUGGCUGUUGCCCUGAACAAAUUCGAGUAAAUUGAUGUUUAAAACGCCGGAGAAAUGCUCUCUAUCGAUCGCGUACGCACUUUGAAAGUGAAAAAUAGUUACGAGGGGAAAGUGGCAACGUCAUCACUCGAGCAUUCGUCGUUGAGUUAUCCACUGGACUUCUUAAUAUACUUUAACGACCUUGGAAGACUUAUUAUCUGUAACCCCUUCAUGACGAAGAAAUUCAGUAAUUAUCUAUCAAAGAAAACCAAAGAGUCAGAAAUAAGGCAAAUCUAUUUUAGGCAUAUAUCUAUAUAUACUAGAAUGAACACCCAUCUGAUUAAGCUGCUACGAUUAACGAAAUACGAAAGAAGAUUGUAUUCCGAAACGGUUCAACGUUCGAUUCGUGACUAGAAUUUCUAUAACGACUAACGACGAAACGAUCCGACGUGCCUCACUUCUUCAACUUCGUAACACAGCAAAUUGCGUAACACGUACACACGUGUCGUCCGUGUCGUAAAAUAGUAACUACAUAUAUGUAUACCUUUGCAUUCCAACAGAAUCCACAAGAUGCUAAGUAAAUAUCUAACAAUAAAUCAAAUAAUAAAAAGAAACGAAAAAGAAAAAGCAGAAGAAAAUCUCAAUUAUAAUGAAUAAGAAAAACAAGUAUAUUUGCUAUAUCCUCGACUACAAUGUUCCAUGUUACAUGUGCAUCGAGGACACAGAAAAUGGUAAUGGUAUCCGGGAAAUUUUGCGAAAUUUUGCAUAGAACCUGCAAUUGUGGAUCUCUUUCUACGAAUCGACUGGUCAACCGCGAUUUCUCUUUUUAAGAGGGAUCAAGGAUAACCGAAGGCAACAAUCAUCAAUAGGAAAUAGUAACCACGUGUGUGUUUAAUGUUUUACGGUAGCUAUUCCCAUCUUAUCAUUUUGUUUCUUUAUUCUUAGAAAUAAGGUUCGUUCAACCAAACUGUGUACAUUAAUCUCUGUUUAUUCUACAAACUGUUCACUAUCUUACUAUGCAUAUAGGUAGCUAUAGAUACGUAUAGGUACAGAUUUAUGUCCGCUUGUCCAUAUUCUCUAAAGUAUCUUUUUCCUUUUUAUUCACUCUUCAAUCCUUUGCAGAUAUUGAAGAUACUUUAAUACAGCGUACAUAUUAUACAUACACAUAUUAAAAAUUGUAGAGAUUAUAUACACAUAUACUGAAGAACUAAAUAUUAGAGGAAAAAAAAUUGGUUUCUACGAAAAAAAAUUGUAUUGAUGCUAUUUGAACCAGAGAUCUUCAGACAUUUCUAAAUAUCAUCACUGAUCAGAAUUCUUCCAUUUCCGAGCAGCUCGUAUUGUUUUACACUUGAAAGUACUAUUCACUAAUUAAACAUCAUUCUCAAAUUUUCUAACAACUUCAUCGUCUUUCUCCAUUCUUCUUCGGAUUCUGUAUUAUCUUUCCUACGUUAUGCAAAUGAGAUCAGUCUCGACAACAAAGGCGAAUGAAAACCUGCGACCCGAGCACGGAAAGAAUAAGAAAAGAAUGUUUUGAAGGAGGGAAAACGGAAAUGAAAUUUCACCGUUGUGCGGCAGAGAUGAAUGUGUUAAUUGGUUAACAAACUAAUGUUUGUGUGGAUGACUGUGACUUUUGCUUGUAGCCUUAAGAAAUUUCGACUCACGAGAAAGAUUGUUGAGAUUAUUAUAGAGUGAAAACAUGCAUUUCGCAAUAAUAGAGUUUGAAGAAAUUCUUAGGAAAAGUCUUAAUAGUGGUAUGAUAAUAUAAUAUAUAUUGAUAUGAAUAGUAGACUGAAUAAUAAUAUAAUAAUAACAUAAUGUAUUUAAUAAAAUAAUCAUAUGACUAAAUCAAUAAUAAAGGUAACAAGGCUCAUCGUAGAUAAACGCGUAUAAAAGUGGAUCCAAAAUGCUAGUUGGGGAAAUUUUAAGAAUUCCAUCGUAUUUAUGCCGGAAACAUUUUCCCAGGAAGAAACAAAUUUCAUAAAUAAUAGAAUUUCUGAUAGGUAAUAAAUCAUCCGAUAGCUUAAAUCGACAAAUGCGUGUUUUUAUGAGAUUUCGUAUCUAUGUCCACAUUCUGGAGCGUUGACACAGAAAUCAGCCGCAAUUCCUGUUCCAUACAUCUCUAACACAUAGAUACAAGUAUUACGAGUUACAUCAAUGAUAUCGAAAUCAAGAAACUAGCGAGUUCUUCAGGUUUCUUUCUUAAAUUCUCCGUAAACUUGACCUUCGACGGGAUGGCUUGAUUUCACAAUAAUUAUUUAUAUAGCUAUAGUUGAUCUACCAAUCAUAAUAAUCAAUUGUCUCGCCCGUACAAAAUAGAAAAUCGCUAAUUUAUCAUUUUGAUUGAUUGAAGAUAUCGAAAAGAAAUAAAAAGUAAAUUAUUAUUCGUUCAACUAAUAAAAUUGAUCGAUUCUUUUAUGAAGAAAUUAAUCAGUUAAAAUUAAAAUGUUUAACAUAAAAAAAGUAUAAGACGACGUUCCAGAAAAUGUCAAGGAAAAAUAUACAGAUGUUAAACAGGAGUUAAAAAAUUACUUAAAAAGUCAGAAAACCGUAAAACCUGUUGCACAGAACUGGUACACACGGAAUAACUGUUAUUUACAUUUCGUUCGUGAAAGCGGUACUCGUCCCUAUUUUCCUCUUUUUUUUUUAUUAUCAUUAUUUUUAAAUAUUUCUGGAAACCAGCUUGAUGUCCCGAAUAGCAGUUGGAGAGUCGCGUACAAUUCGACAGAAUCGACUAACGGGAAACAAAAUAACAACAUGUAAGGCGAGGUAUUUAUACGCUUGUGACUUGCUGAUGAGCUUAGUGCGAUCACCUGAGGAGGAUGGUAAUCAUUUACAAAAUCCUUCGAGUGGAAGGAAUUAAUGGGAUAUCAUUAAUAGGAAAUCACCCCGUUCGAUUGCAGCAGAUUGGGUCACCGAAAAAUGUGGAAACCUUAAACAGCGGGUUUAAUCGGUCCCUGUAUAUCUAAUCAAUCGCUCGCUAAUGGUAGAUAAGACCAUCCUGUCGAGAUUCGUGGUAUAAACGUUCAGUCUUUAAUUGUCUGUUAUUCAAGCAACAAUGAUGAAGUUCUUGACACUCCUGCUUGUAACACUGUGCUUCGCUUCCGAAGCCCUUUCCAAAAAAGGAUUUGGUCCUGGAGAACAAGAAUGGGGAUACGUGAAAGUACGACCGACUUCGCAUAUGUUCUGGUGGCUUUAUUAUACCACCGCGAAUGUGUCAUCCUACUAUGAGAAACCGUUGAUCAUCUGGUUGCAAGGUGGACCCGGGGCAUCCUCCACAUCCUAUGGUAACUUUGAGGAACUUGGACCUCUGGACGUCAACUUGAAGCCGAGGAAUUUCACUUGGGUGAAAGAUUACAACGUUCUCUUCAUCGACAACCCAGUCGGCACGGGCUUCAGUUAUACCACUACGCUAGGAGGAUAUACGACAACGAAUGCAGAGAUCGCACACGAUCUCUUGGAAUGUAUAAAAGGUUUCUUGAAACAGCUACCGGAAUUCGCUGAUGUGCCCACAUAUAUCACCACUGAGUCUUAUGGAGGAAAAAUGGGUGCAGAAUUUGCUCUUUCAUGGUACAAGGCACAACAACAAGAAAAAAUUAAGAGUAACUUGAAGGGUGUAGCCCUUGGUGACGCCUGGAUCUCCCCCAUUGAUUCCGUGAUGACUUGGGCGCCCUUUUUACUCGCCACAGGUAUGGUAGACACUGACGGCUAUGAGAAGAUCAACAAAGCAGCUCUACGAACAAAAGAGGCCGUAGAUAGCAAAAGAUGGACAAACGCAACCAAGCUGUGGAGCUAUACCGAAGGAGUGAUUGGUGAAGUUACUAAUAAUAUCGAUUUCUAUAACAUUCUAACGAAAAUAGAACCCGAUAGCAAUCAACUCUCCCUUACGCAAAGGCUUGUGUCAGAACCAACAUUUGCUCAAGAAUAUUCCAUCUUCAGCCAGGAAUCCUUAAGCAAGCUGAUGAACGGCCCUGUAAAAAAAAGCCUUAAUCUACCUUCUAAUCAUAGCACCCAAUCCAGUCUGGUGUUCAGCAAAUUAAGAGAAGAUUUCAUGAAGCCUGUUAUCCAUAUAGUGGAAAGUUUGUUGAACGAAACUAAACUAAAGGUUGUGGUAAUCAGUGGUCAUAUGGACCUCAUCGUUGACACUCCAGGCACUCUACGCUGGGUUGAAAAGAUGCAGUGGAAAGACGCUAAUUCCUGGCACAGGUCCGACAGAGCUCCCUUGGUAGUAGAGAACAUCAUCGAAGGCUAUGUAAAGUCUUAUGGCAAUUUCUCUAUGUACUGGGUCAACAGAGCCGGACACAUGGUAAAUAAGAAAUCUAACCAUUCAGGUUGUUUCAUAACUUGUCAUUCGUACCCUCUGUUUAUCAUUGAAGUUAGUCCCACAUGUUAUGAAACAUCCUUUAUAACUGAUUAUUCUAUAUAAAUAUAAUUAUUUCAUAUAAAAAUGUUAUAUAAAAAUUACUUCAUCAUGCAGGUACCAAAGGAUAAUCCAGCAGCAAUGGCAUGGAUAUUAAAGGACUUUACAAAAUAACAAGCAAAUCAUUUGAAAAGGCUGAUUGCAUGAAAUGGAACCCAACAUUGAAUGAAUGAAAAUUAGGACGAACUAAAUAAAUUAAGACAGUUACAGAAA